AUGCACCCUUCGCGUGUCGGCUGUGUUGUGGAAGCACUCACCUCGCCGCCGCGCUUCCUCCCGCUGAGGGGCGCAUGUCGGCUGCCUCCGCCAGCCGUGCACGCCCCGAGCCCGCUGGCGCCGUCACCGCCGCCCCGCACACGCCCACGCGCCGCCCCGUCGCCGCCGCUCCCCGCGAGCCGGCAUCCAGCCGCCCGUCCGGCCCUCCGAGCGCUGUGCUGCGCACCAGUGCAUGAUCACGCUCCCUGCGGACACACCAAAAACACUGCAGGGAUGUCCCCCUCCCGGUGGAUUCACUUGCUGUCUGAAGGAACAGCCGAGUCCCGAUACACCAGGCCCAUGCGGAUAGGUAGAGAUACUCAAGCUGGCCAUCUGCUACAUCGCCUACCUCAACCACGUGCUGGACGUGUGAACGUGCAGCUUCCGCAAACAGAUCGAGGAAAGUCAUUGUAGCAAUGCCAGCUAUCUACACUCCCCGGCGAGUGGUUAAACUUCAUCUAGUCUAUUCAUCGUGUAUAUCUCCGUGUGUAUAUGUGUAUGUAUGAUCGCUUGUGAAUAAAAUCGCAAUUUUAUCGAAUA
Messenger RNA from Gryllus bimaculatus (two-spotted cricket), 579 nucleotides. The record is from the annotation of a GenBank genome assembly. Lineage: Eukaryota; Metazoa; Arthropoda; Insecta; Orthoptera; Gryllidae.